AUGGCGAAAAAGAAAGGAAUCAGCCUUGAGGACAUGCCCCAACUUCAGAAGUCCCCUUCGCAGGAUUCAAAACGAUACAAGCUUGAUAUUGACGAUCGCAGGGAGUUCCCUUCGUUAUCGGGCGCACCGCAAGCGCAACAGAAUACUUCCUCGCAGCAGAUGUGGGCGAAUCCUACGAUACGAGCCGCCCAGCAAAACCAACAGAACACGAUUGGACGUCCACAGGGCCAAGGACAACAGCAAGGGCAAGGGCAGGCUGCACAAGCUGCGAACCAACAACAGCAGAACCAGGGACAGGAUGAUUCAUCCCAAAGCCAGUUUUCUGGCGCAGGUGAUGAUUAUCGAUUUGGCGGACAAGGGGGUGUAGGACAGUUGGGGGGUGUCCAACCGCAGACAAGCAACGUUGAGGAAUUCCCUCCAUUAGGUGGCGCCGGCGGAGAUAUUCCACAGGAUCGAAGGGCUGGCCUGAUACAGAAUGCAGCGGCAUUUGGUGCCAACGGAAACAACGCCUUCCCUGGGCUUGGACAGACACGGAAUGGCCUCUCAAGCCCGACGGAUAGCCAGCAAGACAGGAGCAUCAACCCCACUGUAGGUGGUAGGGCGCUACCAGGCACAGCAUCGCGGUCACCGUUUGAGAACAUGCGAACAGGCAACCAAGCAGAUGGAAACCAACGGAUAGGACAGUCAGGGAACAUGUUUUCUCUAGGUCCUCAGAUGGGCAUGCGAGGUGGUGCCGAUCUUGCCCCAGGAGGCCAACGACCGCAGCAGAACCAGUUUGACCAAACGUUUGGAGCAGACGUUCUCGGCUCUCCUAACGCGCAAAACAUGCUGCAUAAGAAGCUGUCAGACAUGACAGACUCGGAGCGAUAUGGCCUGCCUGGGCUGUUGUCAAUGAUACCUAUGGACAGUCCUGACUACUCUUCGCUGGCUAUGGGCCAAGAUUUGACAGUCCUGGGCCUGGACCUGAGUCGGCCAGAUAACUCACCGCUACAUCCCACUUUUGGUUCACCGUUCGUUGAGUCCAACGUCAAGCCAGUGAUACCACCGGAUUUUACUCUACCAGCAGCAUACACCGUUACCAACGUUCCACCGCUGCAUUCCAAGAUGUCGAGCUUCUCUGCGGAGACACUUUUAGCUAUCUUCUAUCAGUUCCCGCGAGAUAUCCUGCAAGAAAUUGCCGCACAAGAACUGUACAACCGCGACUGGCGGUGGCAUAUGAAGCUACAGCAGUGGAUGAUGAAGGAUCCGGAUCUCGCAGCGCCCAUAAGACUGUCGCCAAAAGAAGAGCACGGCUGGUAUCUGUUCUUCGAUGUCAAGAACUGGAGGAGAGAAAGGAAAGAGUUUGACCUCAACUACGAUCACCUUGAUCAGCGCCACGGCAGCCCUGCUAUGGCGGGACAGAUGUAG
Molecule: messenger RNA, 1407 nt
Organism: Alternaria atra
Lineage: Eukaryota; Fungi; Ascomycota; Dothideomycetes; Pleosporales; Pleosporaceae
Exons: 3
Coding region: 1-1407 (468 amino acids)
Biological process (GO): regulation of DNA-templated transcription; nuclear-transcribed mRNA poly(A) tail shortening
Cellular component (GO): P-body; CCR4-NOT core complex
Source: RefSeq, a predicted model, not a curated record